This is a messenger RNA of Cladocopium goreaui, 567 nucleotides long. The record is from the annotation of a GenBank genome assembly. NCBI's taxonomy places the organism in Eukaryota, Dinophyceae, Suessiales, Symbiodiniaceae.
AUGGCAGUGACCCGACGUACGCGGAAAGAAGUCUUGAAGGAUGGACUGGGACGACUGCAAAAGCUACUGGCAGCACUGCCAGCACAGCAACGUCUGAAGAGCUUGCAGUAUUUAUCUGAAAGCCUGCGCAGCUCACUGUUGAGACACAUGGAGCUGCAACAGAUGCAGAGGUCAACCGAUGCAAGCAUGUCGGUGAGGUCCUCGCGUACGUCUGUACGGCCGGCCAAGCGAAAGGCGCCGUGCCAGAAAAAGUCGCCUAUGUCUUCGUCGAAAGGAAUUUCGAUGAUCAAGACCAAGGAUGGACAUCGACGCUAUGUCGCGCGCGCCAUCAUUUCUGGCAUUGCGAUCUCCUCACGCUGCGUGCGAUCGCUGGAGGAGGCCCAGGAUUUACGCGCGCACCUGGAGAACCAGGUGUCAAGGCACCGGGUGGACAGCACAGGUGAAUGGCUUGAAGUGGCAUUUGGGCCCUCGCAGGAGGGACACAGUUGGCACUUUCGCGCUACUGUGGACGCGCGACGAUUUCUUGGACGCACCUUGUCCUCGCGACAGGUGACGUGCAUCCGCCAG